GUUCACGUGAGACUCUGGUGCGUAUGCGUAUGCGUUGUUGUGACUUUUUAGUGACCGCAUCUUCUCUCGGGAGUGAUUCUGACGCUAGAGGCAGAGCUAUCCUUUGGAACCCGAGAGUUGGGAUGGCUUCGUUAUUGGUUCGUUGCAUUCCCAAUUCCAACGCCCCUUGCACUUUCGAAUCCCCGCGCCCUUCGCUUCGUGUCCUGAGCCAGAAAGCCCGCUUUGUUGCUCGCCGGAAAGAGUCCAUUUCCGUUCGGCAACUCGAACGCCCCCUAAUUGAAUACAUGCGUUUGCCCGCGAGUCAGUAUUCUGUGCUGGACGCGGAGAGGAUUGAGCGGGUGAAUGAAGACACUUUCAGGUGUUAUGUGUACCGGAUAAAGUUCUUCACAUUGGAGGUUUGUCCAGUUCUUCUGGUCAAGGUGGAAGAGCAGCCUGAUGGAUGUUGCAUCAAGCUCUUGUCCUGCAAGCUUGAGGGCUCACCCGUGGUGGCCGCUCAGAACGAAAAGUUUGAUGCAAUAAUGGUGAACCGGAUAUCAUGUGAUAGCGACUCAGAUAAGUCAUUGAUGCAGCAAAUCACGUCAGACACUGUAAUUGAGGUAAGCAUUGAUCUUCCUUUUGCAUUCCAAGCAAUACCAAAGCAAGCAAUGGAAUCAGCUGGGACUCAAGUCCUUGAUCAAAUACUCAAGAUUAUGCUUCCCCGUUUUAUGUCACAGCUUGUGAAAGAUUAUGAAGCCUGGGCCUCUGGAGAUACGUCAAGGCAGCCUCUUGGGACUGGUGAAAUCUGAAAUUAAGGGUUAAAGCGGUUGCAACUGAAGCUGGCCUUAAUUUGUGUUGUUAAUAGGCUUUAGAAACACUAAUGAUAGUAUACUAUGUGCAAUUAGUGAAUGUUCUUGGUUUGUUAUGUAAGUAUACGUAGUUUCUCUGAAUUAUAUCAGGAAAAAAUGGAGAUUUGGGGUCUGGGGGUAGUAAAAUCAAGAAAACUAUUUUAGUCUGGUAUUCCAAGAAAGCUAUAUCACAUGAACCAUCAUAUAUGUCACUUA
Molecule: messenger RNA, 1040 nt
Organism: Lotus japonicus
Lineage: Eukaryota; Viridiplantae; Streptophyta; Magnoliopsida; Fabales; Fabaceae
Exons: 6
Coding region: 24-785 (253 amino acids)
Source: RefSeq, a predicted model, not a curated record